Molecule: messenger RNA, 1325 nt
Organism: Daphnia pulicaria
Lineage: Eukaryota; Metazoa; Arthropoda; Branchiopoda; Diplostraca; Daphniidae
Gene: Snx6
Product: sorting nexin-6-like
Exons: 9
Coding region: 141-1193 (350 amino acids)
Biological process (GO): phagosome-lysosome fusion involved in apoptotic cell clearance
Molecular function (GO): phosphatidylinositol binding
Source: RefSeq, a predicted model, not a curated record
UGUUGUGGCCAACACGCCCACCGCCGUCUGAUCUUAUUCCGAUCUUGACGUUUAGUCAUCGACAUUAAUUUUUAAUCUGCCCAGUCUUAGCCAUUCAUAUUAUUGUUAAUAGUGAUAACCCCAUUUACUCAUCAGAAACCAUGGAAAAUUCCAAUAAUCAUUUAGAUGUGGAGAAAAAGUCAGAAAGAUCUGAAACUGUUGACUUGAAUGACAACACUCUUCAAGUUGACAUAUCAGAUGCACUCAGUGAAAGAGAAAAGGUUAAAUUUACUGUCCACACAAAGACUACUCUGAAAGAUUUUGUCAAGCAGGAUUUUUCUGUUGUUCGCCAACAUGAAGAGUUCAUUUGGCUACAUGAUCGUUUUGAGGAAAAUGAGUCAUAUGCUGGAUAUAUUAUCCCACCACCACCCCCCAGACCAGACUUUGAUAGUUCUAGGGAGAAGUUGCAGAAACUUGGAGAAGGAGAGGGUUCAAUGACGGCAGAGGAAUUCAAAAAAAUGAAGCAAGAGCUAGAAGCAGAGUACUUGGCCACAUUCAAAAAAACAGUUGCUAUGCAUGAAGUUUUCUUAUGCAGACUGGCGAAUCAUCCCAUAUUCAGAGCUGAUACGAACUUUCGUGUUUUUCUUGAAUACGAACAAGAUUUGUCCGUACGAGGAAAAAACAAAAAGGAGAAACUGGAAACAUUCCUUCGAUCGUUUUCUAAAACGACUGACGAGAUAUUGCUUGGGUCUACACAAAAGGACGUUGACGAGUUUUUCGACAAGGAAAAGAACUUUCUCUUAGACUAUCAUUCACUGUUAAAAGAUGCAACCCUUAGGGCUGACAAAAUGACCAAAGCUCAUAAAGACGUGGCGGAUCACUUUAUCAAAAUCUCCUCGUGCUUGCUGGAAAUGGCUACGGCCGACACAAAUCAGUUGGAGCGUUUUGCCACGAAAUCUGCUGAUAUCUUUGAAAAGGCCAGGAAGAUUGAAAAUAGAGUCUCAACUGAUGAAGAUCUGAAACUUUCCGACACGCUACGCUAUUACAUGCGCGAUACGACGGCGGCGAAAAAUUUAUUAUAUCGCCGCCUACGUUGUUUGGCCGACUACGAGGCUGCUAAUCGGGCCCUAGAGAAGGCCCGAGCCAAGAAUAAAGACGUCCAUGCGGCUUUAGAGGUGGCAGACGUAAGUAGGCUUUGGGGCAAUAUUUGUUAGGCUUAGUAUCAAAUUCCAAGGGUUCGAACUGUGCGUCCUAAUUUUAGUAACUAUUGGAUUUUCAUUAGGCCGAAUGGUCCCAGCAUCAAGCGUGCGAGAAAUUUGAACAAAUGUCCGCCAAAGGGAAAGAAG